AUUGUUUAGACGGAAACCGGGCAACCGCGAAGGCGUCAUUAAUACACAUGCACUACGUGAAAACUUAACAAUUUUUUGAGUUAAAGAUCUUUUACUCUCUGUACGAAAAGAUGUCGAUUGCAGCGUCCAAGGUUCAUGAAGUCAGAGAAAUAACGAGGAUCGAGCGAAUAGGUGCACACUCACACAUACGUGGCCUAGGCCUUGAUGACAGUCUCGAGGCUCGAAAUGUUUCACAAGGAUUGGUCGGUCAAACCAAAGCAAGACGUGCCACUGGUAUUAUAUUAGAAAUGAUCAAGCAAGCCAAGAUAGCCGGCAGAGCCAUACUGUUGGCUGGACAUCCAGGAACUGGGAAAACUGCAAUAGCCUUGGGAUUGGCCCAGUCUCUAGGCACAGAUACUCCAUUUACGCUGAUGGCUGGCUCUGAAAUUUACUCGCUUGAAAUGAGCAAAACUGAAGCCCUGACUCAGGCUAUAAGAAAAUCAAUAGGCAUCAGAAUCAAAGAAGAAACUGAGAUCAUUGAAGGCGAGGUCGUAGAAAUCCAAGUUGAUAGACCAGUAACUGGAGUGGGAGCCAAGGUUGGCAAGCUAACAUUGAAAACGACAGAGAUGGAGACGAUCUAUGACUUGGGAAACAAAAUGAUCGAGUGUCUGAUCAAAGAGAAGGUCCAAGCUGGGGAUGUUGUAACGAUAGACAAGGCCACUGGAAAAAUCAACAAGUUGGGGCGCUCGUUCACGAGGGCUCGCGAUUACGAUGCGACCGGGCCGCAGACUCGUUUUGUCCAAUGUCCCGAAGGGGAGCUGCAGAAACGGAAGGAAGUAGUCCAUACCGUGACUCUCCACGAGGUAGAUGUUAUCAACAGCAGGACUCACGGUUUUCUAGCCCUGUUCUCUGGAGACACCGGAGAGAUCAAGACAGAAGUUAGGGAACAGAUAAAUGCCAAAGUGGCCGAGUGGCGAGAGGAGGGCAAGGCUGAGAUCGUACCUGGAGUGCUUUUCAUUGACGAGGUGCACAUGUUGGACAUAGAAUGUUUUUCAUUUCUCAACCGCGCUCUGGAAAAUGAAAUGGCACCUGUCGUUAUCAUGGCUACAAACAGAGGCAUCACCAAAAUACGAGGCACAAACUACGAAAGCCCACAUGGCAUUCCAAUCGACCUGCUCGAUCGCAUGAUCAUUGUUCCCACCGUCGCGUACAGCGAAGAUGAAGUCAAAGAGAUCCUAAAGAUCAGGUGCGAAGAGGAAGACUGUGAGAUGUCCAGCGAUGCUCUGACGAUCCUUACGCGUGUUGCCAUGGACACGUCGUUACGAUACGCUAUUCAGUUAAUCACUACUUCUUCCAUUAUAUGCCGUAAAAAUAAAAAAAUGGAAGUGGGUGUAGAGGACGUCAAACGCGCUUAUGUGCUCUUCAUUGACGAAUCUAGGUCUUCUCAGUAUUUGGAAGAUCAGGAAGCUGAUUUGUUUGUAUUUAAUGCAGCAGGAAAGGGUAAAGACAAAGAACAAGCUAUGGACGUUGCUUAGUUAUUUAGUGGAGAUUUUGAC
Copidosoma floridanum is the source of this 1535-nucleotide messenger RNA. RefSeq names its product RuvB-like helicase 2 rept (gene rept). The record is from RefSeq and is a predicted model, not a curated record. Lineage: Eukaryota; Metazoa; Arthropoda; Insecta; Hymenoptera; Encyrtidae. Gene Ontology annotation, molecular function: ATP binding; ATP-dependent activity, acting on DNA; ATP hydrolysis activity.